AUGAUGUUACGUCAGAGCUUAAGGAAGACGAAAUCGAUAGCUACUUUCUUUGUAACCAAGCUCAAGAUCACCGGUUCACUAGGAUCAAUGGAGCACGGUGAAACCUCCGGCCGCUCCAAGGCCCCUCCCGGCGCCAACCGCGUCCUGUCCGUCGCCGACCUCGUCCUCCGGUUCGUCGCGAUCGGCGGCACGGCCGGCAGCGCCAUCGCCAUGGCCACGACGAGCGAGACGCUCCCCUUCGCCACGCCGUUCGUCCAGCUCAGGGCAGAGUACAGCGACCUCCCGACGUUCAUGUUCUUCGUGGUGGCGAGCUCGGUGGUGUGCGGGUACCUCGUGCUGUCGCUGCCGGCGUCCGUCCUGCACGUCGUCAGGCCCACGGCGAGGUGCAGCCGUGCCGUCCUCGCCUUGCUCGACGCGGUGAUGCUCGCCGUGCUGACUGCCGGCGCGUCGGCGGCGGCGGCGAUCGUUUACCUGGCGCACAGGGGCAGCACCGCGCGAGCGAACUGGUUCGCCAUCUGCCAGCAGUUCACCUCCUUCUGCGAGCGCACCACGGCCUCGCUCGUCGGCUCCUUCGCCGCCGCCGUCCUGCUCGUCGCCCUCGUCUUCCUCUCGGCGCUCGCGCUCGCCAGGCGGACCUGA
Messenger RNA from Oryza brachyantha (malo sina), 639 nucleotides. Its product is annotated as casparian strip membrane protein 5-like. The record is from RefSeq and is a predicted model, not a curated record. The coding region runs from base 1 to 639 and encodes 212 amino acids. NCBI's taxonomy places the organism in Eukaryota, Viridiplantae, Streptophyta, Magnoliopsida, Poales, Poaceae. The transcript is spliced from 3 exons.